Molecule: messenger RNA, 2715 nt
Organism: Quercus robur (English oak)
Lineage: Eukaryota; Viridiplantae; Streptophyta; Magnoliopsida; Fagales; Fagaceae
Product: conserved oligomeric Golgi complex subunit 2
Exons: 12
Coding region: 165-2438 (757 amino acids)
Biological process (GO): protein transport; intra-Golgi vesicle-mediated transport; Golgi organization
Cellular component (GO): COG complex; membrane
Source: RefSeq, a predicted model, not a curated record
UUCUAUAUUUCUUCGUCUCCAAUUAAAACAUUUUGUAUAGUAUAAUUCUCAGUUUCAUUAGUCUUCGAGAGAAAUCCAAUUUUCUCACGGUUUUUUCUCACCAACCAAACACAACAAACAAAAUCAAAGAAACCAAAAAAGAAGAAGCAAAACCGGGAUCCGAAAUGGCGGAUCCGAUUCCGGCACAAGCGCCACCGAGAUCCGCGACGGACUUCUUCUCGGACCCGCUGGACUCUCACCCGCUCUGGUUCAAGCCCUCGCUCUUCCUCUCCCCGAACUUCGACUCCGAGUCCUACAUUUCGGAGCUCCGCACCUUCGUCCCCUUCGACACACUCCGAUCCGAGCUCGAGUCGCACCGCGCCGCGCUCAACCACGAGCUCAUCGACCUCAUCAACCGCGACUACGCCGACUUCGUCAACCUCAGCACCAAGCUCGUCGACGUCGAUGCCUCCGUCGUGCGAAUGCGCGCUCCGCUCCUCGAACUCCGCGAAAAGAUCGAGCAGUACCGUGCCUCCGUCGAUCGCUCGCUUGUUGCUCUCAAGAGCGGGUUGAAGCAGAGAUCUGAAGCCGCGUCGGCGAAAGAGACCUUGCAGAUUUUGCUCGAUACCUUUCACGUUGUAUCGAAGGUCGAAAAACUAAUAAAGGAACUACCAACUGUGCCUGCUGAUUGGUCAAAUGGGGAUGUAAAUGUGGCAGAGCGGAAUUCUAUGAGCAAUGGGAUUUCUGCACAGCAUGUUGAGAAUGGGAUGAAUUUGAGAGAGACUCAGAGUAUGCUUUUGGAGAGAAUUGCCAGUGAGAUGAAUCGGCUGAAGUUCUAUAUUGCUCACGCACAGAACCUGCCUUUCAUUGAAAACAUGGAGAAGAGGAUUCAGAGUGCUAGCCUAUUAUUAGAUGCAAGCUUGGGACAUUGUUUCACAGAUGGGCUUGAGCACCGGGAUGCAAAUGCAAUUUACAAUUGUUUACGUGCUUAUGCUGCUAUUGAUAACACUACAAGUGCAGAAGAAAUUUUUCGUACAACUAUUGUGGCUCCAUUGAUACAGAAAAUUAUUCCGCAUGGGGCGUCAACGGUUGUUGCAGGGUCAUCAAUAGAUGAACUCAAGAAUGAUUAUCAGCAAAUUAAACAAUGUGUUGAGAAAGACUGUAAAUUCUUACUGGAAAUUUCUUCUGCAGAAAACUCUGGUUUGCAUGUGUUUGACUUCUUGGCCAAUUCCAUUUUAAAAGAGGUUCUCUCUGCACUCCAAAAGGGAAAACCAGGUGUUUUUUCUCCAGGAAGACCUCCAGAAUUCUUGAAAAAUUACAAAUCAAGCCUAGAUUUCUUGGCUCAUCUAGAGGGCUACUGUCCAUCCAGAUCUGCUGUUGCUAAAUUUCGAGCAGAAGCUGUAUAUGUUGAGUUCAUGAAGCAAUGGAGUGUUGGGGCUUAUUACUCUUUGAGACUUCAAGAAAUAGCAGGGGAUUUAAAUUCUGCACUUACGACCACCAGUCUUGUCCCUAUUCAGAAUAUAAAUUCUGGUCAAAGAAAUUCUCGUGAAUUGACUUUGAAACAAAGUGUUACUCUCCUGGAGAGCCUGAGAUCCUGCUGGAGAGAAGAUGUUCUUGUCCUCUCUCAUGCUGACAGGUUUCUUAAAUUAUCUUUGCAGCUCCUUUCAAGAUACUCAAAUUGGUUGUCAUCUGGAUUGGCCGCCCGGAAGAGGGGUAAUGCAGUCUCCAGCUCUGGAUGUGAAUGGGCUGUUUCAGCUGUCCCAGAAGAUUUUAUUUAUAUUAUUCAUGAUUUAAAUUGCCUGGACUCGGAGGUUUGUGGUGAUUACCUGGGACAAGUACUUCAAAUUCUUUCUUCAUGCUCUGCUGCUGUUCUAGAUUCGGUAAAACAGAGUAUUUUACAUGGUGGAAAGUCAUUGGAGGAUUUAGUGCCUCUGGUUAUUAACACAAUAAUAGAGGCACUGGUUGAGAAGUCUGUUGAGGACUUGAGACAGCUGAAGGGAAUAACCGCAACUUAUAGGAUGACAAAUAAACCUCUUCCUGUCAGACAUUCACCCUAUGUGUCAGCGGUAUUGCGACCCCUGAAGGUUCUUUUGGAAGGAGAGCGAGCUACAAUAUACUUGACAAGGGAAACUAGGAAUGAACUACUGCUUGGUGCUGCAACUGAGAUUACUGGUCGUUAUUAUGAAUUAGCUGCUGAUCUUGUCAGUGUGGCGAGGAAAACAGAGUCUUCACUUCAGAGAAUACGACAAGGGGCUCAAAGACGAGCUGGAGCAAGCUCAGAUGUGUCGGAUAAUAAUGUGUCUGACACGGGCAAGAUUUGUAUGCAAUUGUUCCUUGAUAUUCAGGAGUAUGGUCGCAACCUUGCUGCCCUAGGGGUUGAAGCAGCCACUAUUCCAGCAUUCUGUUCCUUGUGGCAGUGUGUAGCCCCUCCAGAUAGGCAGAGUGUGAUCAGCUUGUAGAUUUUUGCCACUUUGCGCUGAGUGGCUUGUAGAUGUAAUUUUUUUUUCUUUCUGGUCAUAAUUUCAUUUUAAGUUUUUUUUUUUUUUUUUUUUUUUUUUUUUUUUUUUUUUUUUUUUUUUUUUGGGGAACUUCAUCUAUUGUUUGAUUUGUUGUAAUAAUUGGUUCUUGGACAUUCUUUGCAGUGUUCUUAGAAAUUAGAGAGGCUAAAGAACUUAAAAUGGAGGCGAAAUUUUUGUACUAUCAACUUAUAGACAAAAUUACUACUCUUUAUCAGUU